Molecule: messenger RNA, 738 nt
Organism: Hippoglossus stenolepis (Pacific halibut)
Lineage: Eukaryota; Metazoa; Chordata; Actinopteri; Pleuronectiformes; Pleuronectidae
Product: bifunctional protein GlmU
Exons: 3
Coding region: 103-552 (149 amino acids)
Source: RefSeq, a predicted model, not a curated record
UGAAGACAGUGAACCUACAGGAAGUCUCCGUUUGUACUGAGCACGCGCAGAUCCUGCUGCACGUGUGUGUCAGAGUCCAGUUCCUCACGAGCCUGGAGCAGAAUGAGUUCAGCUGGAGGGGGCUCGGCCCUGCGGGUGCACGCCGUGCGGUUCGGCCCGGGUCAGGAGCUGCUGGGGUCUCUGCAGACGUUCGUGCAGGAGCGGCGACUGCGAGCGCCGUUCAUCAUCACCUGCGUGGGCAGCGUCACCAAGGCAACGCUCCGGCUGGCCAACGCCACGGCGACAAACACAAAUGAGAUGAUCCACCUGAGCGGUCGGUACGAGAUCGUCUCCCUGGUCGGCACCGUGAACCCAGAGGCCCACCUCCACAUCUGCCUGUCGGACGCGGAGGGCAGGACCGUCGGGGGUCACGUGCUGGGGGGUCUGGAGGUGUUCACCACGGCCGAGGUGGUCGUCGGGGAGGCGCUGGACCUGCAGUUCACCAGAGAGAUGGACGUGCACACGGGUUUCCCCGAGCUCGUGGUGCAGCCGCGGCCGCAGGCGGAGAAAUGACCUCCGGGACGGUUCUGUUCCAGAUGCUGUGGAAGCAACGAGAGCUGAAGGAGUGAAACACAAUCAUUCGGCCCAAGGUGAUUCCUUCUGUGUUAAAUAAUCUGAGGUUCUGAUCGAAGGUUAUAUGCUGUGAUUGAUUUCAGACCUGUAAACGAACACUGAAGAAUAAACUCCCGCUCGUCUGUC